This is a messenger RNA of Canariomyces notabilis, 941 nucleotides long. RefSeq lists its product as uncharacterized. Lineage: Eukaryota; Fungi; Ascomycota; Sordariomycetes; Sordariales; Chaetomiaceae. The record is from RefSeq and is a predicted model, not a curated record. The annotation marks the transcript as partial. The transcript has 2 exons. Gene Ontology annotation, molecular function: protein binding.
UACAAGCGGAAGUCCCCAGAAUCCCCGCGUAGGGACGCCCCCCUGGCCGUCGAAUCAUACAGUUCUUUGAAGACAUUGUACGGCCAACACAUGUUCACCGCUUUCAUGUGGUCCGCGGCAAAGACGAUGGGGAAGCCGAUGAAAGACGGGGCAGAUGUACGACCCACUGAGAAAGACGGUGUGAGUGGCGAUUCGGCGUGGAAGUCGUUUGCAUUGCACAAUGCCCAGCUUUCCAAAAUGGUCCAAGACAUCCAAAACACCGGGCUUGGAAGUCUGGAAGAUGUCUACCUAUGCGUCAUUCCACCACUGAGCAUGGAGAACAGACUACCACGAGCCGAUGCCAUCAUCGAAUGGGCGCGUGCAAAGGCGAAGCCACACGAGCUGUUGGGGCGCUGGAAGAAGGCUGGGGAUGCAUACCUGUGGCUUUUCCGAAACGCGAAGACGUUCCCAGGGCAAGACGACAUUACCACCAAGGCCACUGCCCUCUUAAUGGAAUAUCUGAGGGCUGUCACCAAUGCGAUCGGGCUAAGGAAAGCCCAACUGUUUGAGGAGAAUGACAUCCAGGACCUAGAGGAGUUGAAGACCGACAUUUUGAAGGAGCUGCAAGGGGGCAGUGUAAAAGAUGUGUUAAGGGGCAUUAUGGGGUUGUACGACAUGCAGGGCCGUUCUUGGGUAUGUGAGUUGGUUGAAGACUCCAAUCCUCCAAAAGGCAAAGACACGGUCCUCAAGUUCACAGAACUUCACAUGGCGGCGGCUCAACACGACAGAUGGUGGGAUAUUGAAGGAGCGAUCAAGGAAAGCAAUGACAUCCGUGGGCAAACACCAUUACAUUAUGCUGCUUGCCGGCAAGACGGCGCUUCGAUCAUACACGAUCUCCUACGGAAAGGCGCGGAGAUCAACAUACGAGAUGUCGAUGGAAUAGCGCCAUUACACAAUGCAGC